AGCGAUAUUUUCUCUUCUUUGCUAAGCAUCUCAUUUCUUUCCCAAAUCAUUCCCAAACGUCCCCUUCCACACAAAUGGACGCCGAAACUGACAUCACCGCCGCCGCCCCGGCCGGAAAGGUACCUCAAUCGCCGGAGCCUCAUCUGUCGGACGAUCAAUGGGGCCGUCGGGGAUGGGAGCUUCUUCAGAAGCUUCGAUCACGAGCCCCAUUAAUCCAGUGCAUAACAAACUUCGUCUCAAUGGAUCUGAUGGCCAAUGUCCUUCUCGCCAUCGGUGCAUCUCCGGCGAUGCUUAGUACGUUGACUGAGAUCUCCGAUUUUACUCCUGGCGUCGACGCUCUCUGCAUCAACAUUGGAACCCUCUCCGAAGACUGGCUUGUUUCGAUGACCGCUGCCGCCGCAGUGGAGGCCGGCCGGCCAUGGGUUCUCGACCCUGUCGCCGUAUCUGCGUCUGAUUUUCGGAUGGAAGCGUGCAUCAGCCUCCUUGAGCUUCGGCCGGCGGUGAUUAGAGGUAAUGCAUCGGAAAUUCUAGGGCUGGCUUCGGGGAGUAGGAUACGAAAUAGCAAGGGAGUCGACAGCUUGCAUCAAUCCUCUGAUGCUUUGGAAGCUGCAAAAUCUCUAGCUAAAUCCUGUGGCGCCAUUGUUGCAGUAUCAGGAGCUGUCGAUUACAUAACAGACGGCCGUAUGGUUGUGGGCGCCCAGAAUGGUGUCGCUAUGCUGCAGAAGAUCACCGCAACCGGCUGCGCCGUCACCGCCCUUAUCGCCGCCUUCAUCGCAAUUGAACAAUCGAAUAUUUUAGAGGCAACUGCCUGUGCACUCUCCAUCUUUGGGGUUGCAGCUGAGUUAGGCAUGGAAAGGGCUACAGGACCAGCAUCUCUUAGAACGCAUUUGAUAGAUUCUUUGCAUGGGCUUGAUGAGCAUUUAUUGAUCUCUAGAAUGAGUAUAUCUAGGUUUUCUUAACGGCUACAAAGUACUUGACCUGAAUCUAAAGUUGAGUUCCCCUUUUUAAUCUCAUGUGAACAGAGAGGUGUUACUGUCGUUAUUAUCCGGAAGUGAAAAUGUCAUCCAAUUGUGUACUUGAACAAUAAAUUUAUUAUGUCUUCUAA
Messenger RNA from Phalaenopsis equestris, 1105 nucleotides. RefSeq names its product hydroxyethylthiazole kinase-like. NCBI's taxonomy places the organism in Eukaryota, Viridiplantae, Streptophyta, Magnoliopsida, Asparagales, Orchidaceae. Bases 75 to 959 code for a protein of 294 amino acids. Gene Ontology annotation, molecular function: hydroxyethylthiazole kinase activity; ATP binding; magnesium ion binding. The transcript has 2 exons. Gene Ontology annotation, biological process: thiamine biosynthetic process. The record is from RefSeq and is a predicted model, not a curated record.